Messenger RNA from Brenthis ino (lesser marbled fritillary), 531 nucleotides. The record is from the annotation of a GenBank genome assembly. NCBI's taxonomy places the organism in Eukaryota, Metazoa, Arthropoda, Insecta, Lepidoptera, Nymphalidae.
AUGAAAGGUUUUACGAUUGUUCUACUUGCCCUCGUAGCAAUGGCCACCGCUCAAGUACAAGUUGUUGACAACAAUCCUUCCCACGUUCAAGUUGUUGACAACAAUCCCUCCCACGUACAAGUUGUUGACAACAAUCCCUCCCACGUACAAGUUGUUGACAACAAUCCCUCCCACGUUCAAGUCGUGGAUUAUAAUCCAAGCCAUGUGCACGUAGUCCGUCGCAACCCACACGUGGGACCAAACGGCAACCACGGUUAUGAACCUAUCAACACCGAGCCGCUCAUUAUCGACCAGCCCAACAACAACGGCGGCUACGAACCCAUCAACACCGAGCCGCUCAUUAUCGACCAGCCCAACAACAACGGCGGCUACGAACCCAUCAAUACCGAGCCCCUCAUCAUCGACCAUCCCAACCAGAACAACGGCGGUUAUGAACCCAUCGACACCGAGCCACACAUCAUCGACCAUCCCACCCAGGACUACCGCAACAAGCACUUCCCUCCCGGUGCUCGUGACUCUAAAUUCCAGUAC